Messenger RNA from Adineta ricciae, 885 nucleotides. The record is from the annotation of a GenBank genome assembly. NCBI's taxonomy places the organism in Eukaryota, Metazoa, Rotifera, Eurotatoria, Adinetida, Adinetidae.
AUGAUGUUGCUACAUUUAUUGAUCAUAUUUAUUCUAUAUAAUCCAGUAUCAUGCCAAAUAUCUUGUUAUGCUUGUUCGCGCGCAUCAGACACAUAUAAAUAUCUUAUUACAGCAGAUAAUAUUCCUGAAAAAUUAAAUGAUUGUCCAAUUAUAGCCAAUCAAUCCGAAUGUGUUAUUAGUAUGAGGUGGUUCUUGAAUAACAAUGAAACGGAACUUGAUAUGGUACCUGAAACACGACAUAAAAGAUCAAUAUCAUCGGAACAUACGAUUACCGUAGAUGCGAUCGUAGGUAAAGAUGGAUCAAGUUUCUCAUUACAACAUUCACUUUAUUAUUUUUGUUCAACUGACAAAUGUAAUAGUCCAAGUUCCUUGAAACGUUUACUUCAAUCGUUAACAUUGAAUGAUCAAUUUAUGGAAUUAAUAGCUUUAUUGAGACCAAGUACACAGUUCGAUGGACAUUGGUGUUUGUUACUUUCGAAUCAAACUACUGAAGCUUGUAAAGUACCUGUAGUAGUAGAUCCAAAUAAUUGUAAACAAUGUUCAACGACAUUUAUUAGUGAAUCAAAAAGUACUGGUAGUAUAUGUGCAGGUUGUUAUACUGAUGAUGUACAUCAAGAAUUUCUGGGACGUGAAAUUCUUUUUAAUUUAACCGACCAAACACAAACAGAAAUUGAAAUGAUUAACUGUCGAUCAGAAAAUUGUAAUUCACUUCGUACUAUUGAUCUUAUUCGUGGAAAAAUGACUGGAGCAUAUAGAGGCAUUGGUUUUAAAGUUGUAAAAAAAUUACUUCAACAAUCUUCAAAAACCAAUGAUAUUAUUCUUCUUGGUAGUCAAAAUAUCAACCGUGGUCAAGAUAUCAGUGUGAAGCUUGCAUCACAAAACUAA